AUGGAGACUUCGCAGUGGGAUGCAGAAUCAAAGUCCCUCAAGAGGCCAGGGAGACCAUUGGGAAAGCUGAACCACAGUACUGUAGAAACAUAUCCGAAUUUGACCCCAUUUCCCAAGGUUUUGGUCCUUCUCUCACCGCAUCCAGGUGUCACCAUCAGUUCAGGAAUCAGGCUCACUGAUGCUUUCACAUCCUAUUUUGUGGAAAGUCUUGGAGAUGCGUUUUCCACACCUUCUAGCUAUGAUGAGUCAUUUGGUGAUGGGCACCACUCGGUGUGGCAUGAAUUGAAGAGCUGGAGCUGGGUCCCAGCCGUAACUGAAACCGUGUCAUGUGUUUUCUUUAGUAAGAUAGCCUUGUACCUCAUGCCAGAUUCUGCCCUGAUACUCAGUGAGACAAUGAGAAUCAUGUUCAUUGACUCAACUGGAGGGCCCUAUGCAUCUCUGGUGUCUGAGAUGGAGAUGAUGAAAGUUAUUGGCAAGCACAAGAACAUUAUCAACCUGCUGGAAACCUGCACAUAGGGUGGGCCAUUGUCUGUGCUGAUGGAGUAUGCAGCCAAGAGCAACCUCCGGGAGUUCCUGCGGGCACAAAAGCCCCUAAGCAUGGAAUAUUAUAGUGCCUCCAGGCUGCCAGAAGAACAGCUUACCUGCAAAGAUCUAGUGUCGUGUGCCUAUCAGGUGGCCCAAGGUAUGGGGUACCUGGCUUCUCAGAAGUGUAUUCACAGAGACUUGGCUGCCAGAAACGUGUUGGUGACUGAGGACAAUGUGAUGAAGAUUGCAGAUUUUGGCUUUGCCCAUGAUGUGCACAAUCUGGAAUACUAUAAGAAGAGCACAAAUGGCCGGCUACCUGUGAAGUGGAUGGCACCAGAGUCCCUGUUUGACCGAGUCUACACCCACCAGAGUGAUGUGUGGUCCUUUGGAGUCCUGCUCUGGGAGAUCUUUACACUGGGAGACUCACCAUAUCCUGGCAUCCCAGUGGAAGCUUUCAAGCUAUUGAAAGACAGCUACCACAUGGACAAGCCUGUCAACUGCACACAUGACUUGUAUACCUGGACCUAUCAAUGCCUUUUGAGAAGAGCUUGCCAGGUGAUGAGGAUACCAGGAGCCCCAGUUCCUUAG
Messenger RNA from Arvicola amphibius (Eurasian water vole), 1113 nucleotides. Its product is annotated as fibroblast growth factor receptor 3-like. Gene Ontology annotation, cellular component: signaling receptor complex. Gene Ontology annotation, biological process: positive regulation of kinase activity; cell surface receptor protein tyrosine kinase signaling pathway; protein phosphorylation. Lineage: Eukaryota; Metazoa; Chordata; Mammalia; Rodentia; Cricetidae. The record is from RefSeq and is a predicted model, not a curated record. Gene Ontology annotation, molecular function: ATP binding; fibroblast growth factor receptor activity; fibroblast growth factor binding.